Molecule: messenger RNA, 3185 nt
Organism: Medicago truncatula (barrel medic)
Lineage: Eukaryota; Viridiplantae; Streptophyta; Magnoliopsida; Fabales; Fabaceae
Product: calcium permeable stress-gated cation channel 1
Cellular component (GO): plasma membrane
Molecular function (GO): calcium-activated cation channel activity
Source: RefSeq, a predicted model, not a curated record
AUCACCACUGUCUUCUCUCUCUCUCUCUUUUCCCCUUUUUCUCUGUCAUUCCUUCCAUGUCCAUUUCAUGAAACCCAAUCUCAACCAUUAUCCAUUUUUGUUUCUUUCUUUAACAUACUAGUUUUUUUUUAGUUCAUAGUUGGUGUGUACAAGAGGUAAAGCUACAAUUAGCGUGACCUCUACGGCGGUGCUUUCAUUCACCGCUAAACUCUGUCGGAAUCUUCUUCGCUUUCGCACGUUUCUAAGAUAUCCUUUGAUACCCUAAUUCCUCCAUUUAAACUCGCUUUGAGCUUUUCAUCCUCGGCGACAACUUCAAAGUAAGAGGUGUGUUUAAGAUUAGAAGGAAAAAAAGAUGGCUAAACUUGCAGAUAUUUCUCUUGCAGCUGGAAUUAAUAUUUUGAGUGCAUUUAUCUUCUUUGUGGCAUUUGCUAUUUUGAGGCUUCAGCCUUUGAAUGAUAGGGUAUACUUCCCAAAAUGGUAUCUCAAGGGUUUAAGAACAGAUCCUGUGCACGGUGGAGCGUUCAUGCGAAAGAUUGUCAAUUUAGAUUGGAGAUCAUAUAUUCGGUUUUUGAAUUGGAUGCCGGCUGCACUUAGAAUGCCGGAACCUGAGCUUAUUGACCAUGCUGGAUUGGACUCUGCUGUUUACUUGAGGAUUUACUUGUUAGGACUUAAAAUCUUUGUUCCUAUAGCAUUCCUGGCGUGGGCGGUUCUGGUUCCUGUCAACUGGACAAGCAGUGGGCUAGAAAAUGCUGGGAUAAAAAACAUAACUUCCAGUGACAUUGAUAAGAUCUCAAUUUCGAAUGUCCAGCGUGGAUCGGAAAGGUUUUGGUCACACAUAGUAGUUGCUUAUGCAUUUACCUUCUGGACAUGCUAUACUUUGAUGAAGGAGUAUGGAAAAGUUACCGCAAUGAGAUUGCAAUUUCUUGCAACAGAAAAACGCCGUCCUGAUCAAUUUACGGUGCUUGUUAGAAACAUUCCACCAGAUACUGAUGAAUCUGUCGGUGAGCUUGUGGAGCACUUCUUUCUGGUCAAUCAUCCGGAUAACUAUCUUACUCACCAGGUUGUUUAUAAUGCAAACAAAUUAGAGAAGUUCGUUAAAAAGAAGAGUAAGUUGCAGAAUUGGCUUGUCUAUUAUCAAAAUAAGCUUGAAAGAACUUCAAAAAGACCUGAAAUGAAGACUGGUUUCCUUGGUCUUCAUGGAAAGAAAGUAGAUGCUAUCGAUUAUUACACCACUGAGAUUGACAAGCUGUCAAAAGAAAUAGCUUUGGAGAGAGAUAAGGUCACUAAUGAUCCUAAGUCUACCAUGCCUGCUGCAUUUGUUUCUUUUAAAAGUCGAUGGGGUGCUGCAGUUUGUGCUCAAACCCAACAAACCAGAAAUCCAACAAUUUGGUUGACUGAGUGGGCUCCAGAGCCACGGGAUGUCUAUUGGCAAAACUUGGCAAUUCCAUAUGUUUCCCUAACUGUUAGACGGUUGAUCAUAGCUGUUGCGUUCUUUUUUCUCACAUUCUUUUUCAUGAUCCCCAUUGCAAUAGUACAAGGUCUUGCAAGUCUUGAUGGAAUCCAGAAAGCAGCACCAUGGUUGAAUCCCCUUGUUCGUGUCCCUGUUGUUAUGUCAUUCAUUCAAGGUUUUCUACCCGGUAUUGUAUUGAAGCUUUUUCUUAUCUUUCUGCCAACAAUAUUGAUGAUGAUGUCGAAAUUUGAAGGCUUUGGAUCUAUAUCAUCGCUUGAGAGAAGAUCGGCUUCUCGAUAUUAUCUUUUCUGUUUCGUGAAUAUAUUUCUUGGGAACCUACUUGCUGGGUCAGCAUUUCAACAGCUCGACACUUUCAUUCAUCAACCAGCCAACGAAUAUCCCAUAACAAUUGGCACUGCAAUUCCUUUAAAGGCAAGUUUCUUCAUCCUAUAUAUGUUUGAUGUCUGUAUAGCUGCUGAAGUUUUGAUGUUGAAACCGCUAAUCAUGUAUCACUUGAAGAAUUUCUUCUUGGUUAAGACUGAAAAGGACAGGGAAGAGGCCAUGAAUCCCGGGAGUAUUGGUUUCAACACUGGAGAACCUCGCAUACAAUUGUAUUUUUUGCUGGGUCUAGUCUAUGCUGCAGUGACACCAACUGUUCUUCCUUUCAUAAUAAUUUUCUUCGGGUUGGCCUAUGUUGUGUUCCGCCAUCAGAUAAUCAAUGUUUAUAAUCAAGAGUACGAGAGUGGCGCAGCGUUCUGGCCUGAUGUCCAUUUCCGUGUCAUCAUUGCACUGUUAGUAUCACAGAUAGUUCUGAUGGGACUCUUGACCACCAAAAAGGCUGCUUCAUCAACUCCAUUUCUCAUUGUGCUCCCUAUACUGACGAUAUGGUUCCAUAGAUACUGCAAAGGCCGUUUCGAAUCUGCAUUUGUUAAAUUCCCCUUACAGGAAGCAAUGAUGAAAGAUACAUUAGAACGAGCGACAGAACCGAACCUGAACGUAAAAGGUUACCUUCAGCAUGCUUAUGUUCAUCCAGUUUUUAAGGCUAGCCAUGAUGAUGAUGCUGAUGAGGAAGAUGCAAUGAGUCUGAAGUGGGAAACUGAGAGUGCUACUGUAGCCACGAAGCGUCAAUCACGAAGGAGUACACCAUUGCCCAGCAGAUUUAGUGGUGCAUCAUCUCCGUCUAUGCUCGACAGCAUUAAAAAUGAUCCAGAGUCAUAGAUCAUUCAUGGACCAAGAAAUGUCAUAUCAUCGACAUGACAAAGUAGGAUGUAUGUGAAUGUGAGUAUAUUAUAUGAUGAGCUACAACAACGGACAUGCAUGUGGCUCUAGCAUUCUUGUGCAAAAGCGUUUUGGAUUUUCUGGUCAGCAGAUAGCUUGUAGAGACUUUAAGACUGAUAUUCUUUCAUAAUGUUUCAGAUUUUGUUAAUAGUGGGUUUGUUCCGUUAGUAGAUGAACAUGUUUUUCUAGUUUGUACCACCUAGCAUUUAGAGAUUUGCUUAACAUUACACCACGGGAUACUGUAAAUUAUCCAAAAUUUGAUUAUGACUCUAGGUUGUGUGUAUAUUUUUUUUUUCUCUCCCUUUGUUACCUUGUGCUUUUCCUUUGAGAUCGAGCUCUGUUUGUACACAUUUGUAACAAACAAGAGGUUCUCUACGAAAUAUUACCCCACGUUACUUUUGUCAAAAUACUCGCACCAAAUGUGAUGUAUAAUGAAUUUAUAACAGGUUUCUCCCUA